Molecule: messenger RNA, 2905 nt
Organism: Gadus morhua (Atlantic cod)
Lineage: Eukaryota; Metazoa; Chordata; Actinopteri; Gadiformes; Gadidae
Gene: slco2a1
Product: solute carrier organic anion transporter family, member 2A1
Exons: 14
Coding region: 191-2068 (625 amino acids)
Biological process (GO): sodium-independent organic anion transport; transmembrane transport; prostaglandin transport
Cellular component (GO): basolateral plasma membrane
Molecular function (GO): protein binding; prostaglandin transmembrane transporter activity
Source: RefSeq, a predicted model, not a curated record
UCGAGAAAUAAUGCGAGAGAGGGAGAGAGAGCGAGCGCGAGCGCGCGCGAUGUGUUGUGUUGUGUUGUGGGAGGAGAGUUCGCUGACGACAUCCCACCCUAUGAUAAAGCCCUUCUGAGGAGGAGGAGGACAACCUGAGUUCCCUGCAGACCUUUACGCAGAGAGAUACCGGCACCUUCUGGACAUCAUCAUGGAGUUAUAUUCCAAAGACAUGAAGAAACCCAAGCGGCUGUUCGGGAACAUCAAGCUGUUCGUGCUGUGCCACGGCCUGCUGCAGCUCACCCAGCUGCUCUACAGCUCCUACUUCAAGAGCUCCAUCACCACCAUAGAGCGGCGCUUCGGGUUCAGCAGCACCUCCUCCGGAACCCUGUCCUCCCUCCACGAGGUCGGCAACACCAUCCUGAUCGUGUUCGUGAGUUACUUCGGGAGUCGCGUGAACCGUCCGAGGUUCAUCGGUCUGGGCGGCCUUCUGAUGGCGGUCAGCGCCCUGAUGCUGACGCUGCCCCACUUCCUGUACCCCCCCUACGAGUUCGACUCCGUGCUGCACGACCGCCAUGACCUCUGCCGGGCGGCGGCCAACGCCAGCAGCCCGGAGGCGUGCGGGGCGGGCCAGGAGGCCCUGCGGAUCAGCGCCUCCCACCGGGUGUGGCUGCUGAUGGGGGGGGCCCAGCUGCUGUUCGGGGUGGGCUCGGUGCCCAUCCAGCCCUACGGCCUCUCCUACAUCGACGACUUCGCCGGAGCCGCCAACGCACCGCUCUACAUCGCCAUCCUGUUCUCGGUCUCCGUCUUCGGACCUGCGUUCGGCUACCUGCUGGGCUCUGCGGCCCUCCGGGUCUACGUCGACGUGGACAAGACUGGAUCAGCGACCCACCAGGAGCUGACCCCAUACGACCCCCGCUGGGUGGGGGCGUGGUGGCUGGGUCUGCUGGUGUCCUCGUGCUGCCUGGCUCUCACCUCCAUCCCCUACUUCUUCUUCCCCCGCAGCAUGCGCCGGCAGAGCCAGAUGAAUGGGACCGAAGCGACCACAAGACUGGAACCGGAAGAAACCAAGAAACAAAAGUCGUCUUUGUUGGACUUCCUGAAGAUGUUUCCCAGUCUGCUGGUGCAUCUCCUGCUCAGUCCGUUCUUCCUCAUGCUGGUCCUCUCCCAGUGCUGCUUCUCAGCCGUCAUCGCCGGCUUGGCCACCUUCCUCAACAAGUUCCUGGAGCACCAGUACAGCGCCUCGCCCGUGGAGAGCAGCCUGCUCAUUGGUGCGGUGAACCUGCCCUCGCUAGCGGUGGGGAUCUUGGUGGGCGGGAUCAUCAUGAAGAGGGCGGGGCUAUCGCUGAAGGCUAUCCCCCGCUUCUCGGUGGUGGUGCUGUCCCUCUCGGCCCUGCUGCUCGUCCCGGUCUUCUUCAUGGGCUGUUCCUCCCAGGACGUGUUCGGGGUCAACCCCCCGCACGCCACCCCCUCCGGGGCUGUCUGUUACUCUAACUGCUCCUGCCCCGAGGGGGGGUAUAACCCGGUGUGUGGGUCCGACGGGGUGGAGUACGUCUCCCCCUGCAACGCCGGCUGCACCAACUUCACCCGGCACCCCAACAACACCUUCAAGGUCCAGGUGUAUACGAGCUGCAGUUGUGUGGCGGACCGCCAGGCCCAGGCCGUGCCGGGCCACUGCCCCAACAGCUGUCCCCACCUGCUGCUCCCCGUCAUGCUGACCAUCUCAUUUGCUGGGCUGAUCGCCAGCCUCUCCCACAACCCCAUCUACAUGAUGGUGCUCCGAACCGUGCCGCCCGAGGAGAAGUCUUUCGCCAUCGGAAUCCAGUUCAUGCUCAUGAGGGUACUCGCGUGGCUUCCCGCUCCGGCCCUCUUCGGCAUGGCCAUCGACUCGUCCUGCGUCUGGUGGAAGCGCAAGUGUGGCAGCAAGCUGAGCUGUGGUUACUACGACAACAACACCUUGAGGAACAGGUACCUGGGUCUGAUGCUGGCCUUCAAGUCCAUGGGCAUCGUGUUCCUGGUCAUGCUGGGCUGGAAGCUGCGGAGGACCAGAGAGUACAGCCUGGAGAAGACAGAGGAGGGGCCGUUGUAACGCGGACGGCUCCACCGCCACAGCCGUUCCACUGGCUGGUUGUAACACUGGCUGUUGUUACGCUGGCUGUUGUUACGCUGGCUGUUGUUACGCUGGCUGGUGUUACACUGACUGGUGUUACACUGACUGGUGUUCCACUGUCUGUUGCUACACUGGCUGUUGCUACACUGUGCCCCAGUGUGCCCCCUGUUUGGAUGCUGAUUUAAGCUCGUUUCCGCUGCAUUCUAAAGGUCAAAACCCUCUUUUGGAUCAACUGUCCAGACUUAAGCUGCGUUGGUGGAAACGACACAAUCCACGACUCGAACUUUGACCUCAGUGCCAUGACCUCAAAUUACCUCCUGUUUAAAGUAGGAUUUAUUUUUAUGAUGUGUGAUCCUCAAAUUGGGACGUUUUUAGAUAUAUAUAUUUUUAGACAGAUGUUGAGAUGCAGGUGAGUGUCGGGACAGAAUGGGAGCAGACCAGUCCACCACCGUCUAAGUGCCAGUAUAAUGCUCGACUAUGUGAAGGAUUACGUUUGCAUUUUCACAGGACUGAACCGAUUCAGGUGUCUCGUUGCGUACGGGCAACAUUUUUAUGCUUUAGCUUAAUAUUUAAGUUCAUCAUGCAGUCUGUCUCAAAGAACUGAGGCCAAUGUGACCGGAUAUAAUCAUUGUUUGAUCCAUUUAUACACUGUUACUCAAUACAAUAUAUUUACAGUAUCUUACUUCUACAAAGUAGGAUGUUUACUGGCAUCAUGGAAUUAGUUUUUUUUAUUAUAAUUGUGUAUUAUUGAAAUGUGUAUUUUGUUAUUAUAAAAUAGUAUUUUUCCCGGAAAUAAAAAGUUUGAAAUGAAAUGUU